GUGCCACCACGUUUUACUCCAGCGGACCCGGCGCAAGGGUACCACCCACGAAGAAUAUUCGGAGUACCACCCAAAAGGAUGACAAUCGCUGUGCGGACGACCUGGACGCCGUUCAAUCGAUCUUGAGCGGGUCAAAAUACUCCGGAUGAUUAUCUCCCACGAGGAGGGCCGUGGGAUGGCAUCGGCCACGCCGCUGGCCGCCGUUGGAGGAACUCACGUAGAUGGGAGAAAGAGAAAGACAUGCUCUACCUGGAUGUCAAACACGCGGGUAUACAUGUCGGGCUUGCCGAGACCCGCAGCCUGCAGCCGGUCCGCAGGCGGUAGAUUUCGACGGGAGCAGGUGCUGCGGCUGGCGCUGGUGGCGCGGUGGGCGUCGGAUUGGCCCAGUUCCUGACACCUCUCAGUGUCUUGUAUUCUCCAAUGUUCUCGCGUGUUUACGGUGGGGAGAAAGAAAUUGACCGGCUGUGUGCAACAUCUCAAAACGCUGUCAGGGCAGCCGCCUGCAUCCAAUUUCGUGCCUUACUUUUUACUUCGUUUUUUCUGAUAGUACUGUUUGGUUUGGGGGGGCUCCGUUGCGUCCGAUUCUGUGCCUUGCAGGAUCCCCCUUGUGGCCGACCC
This is a messenger RNA of Ectocarpus sp. CCAP 1310/34, 618 nucleotides long. NCBI's taxonomy places the organism in Eukaryota, Phaeophyceae, Ectocarpales, Ectocarpaceae. The record is from the annotation of a GenBank genome assembly.